Molecule: messenger RNA, 507 nt
Organism: Triticum turgidum subsp. durum (durum wheat)
Lineage: Eukaryota; Viridiplantae; Streptophyta; Magnoliopsida; Poales; Poaceae
Source: the annotation of a GenBank genome assembly
AUGGCGGCCUUGCCACUGGCCACCGCGGAGGUCUGCGACGCAAACUCACACAUGAUCACCAGCGGCGAGCUCCGCGCGCUGCAGCCCGUCUUCAGGGUCUACGGCGGGCGGCGGCUCUUCGCCGGUCCCGUCGUGACAGUGAAGGUGUUCGAGGACAACGUCCUGGUCCGUGCGCUCCUGGAGGAGAAGGGCCAGGGCAGGGUCCUGGUGGUCGACGGCGGCGGCAGCCUCCGCCGCGCCCUCCUGGGGGGCAACAUCGCCAUGCUGGCGCAGAACAACGGGUGGGCCGGCAUCGUGAUCAACGGCUGCGUCCGGGAUGUUGAUGAGAUCAACGAGUGCGACAUCGGCGUGCGGGCUCUCGGCUCGCACCCGAUGAAGUCGGACAAGAGGGGGAUGGGCGAGAAGCACGUCCCGGUCACCGUUGCUGGUACCAGGAUCUGCGACGGCGAGUGGCUCUACGGCGACGCCGACGGUAUCCUCGUCUCGAGGACCGAGCUCAGCGUGUAG